CACACACCCCCACACGUGCACACACACACCCCCACACGUGCAUGCUCACACUCACACUAAACCUCUAAAGCAAAACCUGGGACCUCUCUCUCUCUCUUGAACACACACACACGCACUCACUCACACACACACACACACACACACACUCACACACACGCACGCUCGCACACGCUCUCCUGACCGCAGGACGAUGGCGGGAGUUCGGCCGUACGGCUGCUUCACGCACGCUGUGGUCCGUGGCAUCCCAGAAUCCUUUGGGGGCGCGGCGGAGGGGGGUGACACUAACGGGGGGGGUGUGACGGAGCUGGCCAAGGCGCAGCGGCAGUUCGGCAUGCUGACGGGGGCCCUGCGGCAGAAAGUGGGGCUCCAGCUGAUCGAGAUCCCCCCGGACCCCGCCCUCCCCGACAGCUGGAGGCUGGAGGACCUGGCCGUCGUCCAGGGAGACACGGCGCUCGUCACGCGGCCAUGGCAACAGCAGCGGCGCAGUGAGGCGGAGGCGGUGAGGAGAGUGCUGUCGGAGCUGAACCUGACGGUGGUGGAGAUGGGGGGGGAGGAGGGGGGCUCCGGGGGGGCCACACUGGAGGGCAGCGACGUGCUCUUCACCGGGAAAGAGUUCUUCGUGGGAAUCUCCCCCCACACCAACCACCGAGGGGCUGAAGUGCUGGCUGACACCUUCCGGGACUUUGCCGUGUCCACUGUGCCGGUGUGUGGGGGCACUCGCCUGAAGAACAUCUGCUCCAUGGGGGGUCCUGACACCAUCGUCAUCAGCAACAGUGAAGGAGCGAAGAAAACUCUGAGGAUGAUGGAGCAGCUGACGGACCAUCACUACGAGGUGCUCACCGUCCCCGAAGACGCCGCCGCCAACUGCAUCUACAUCAGGGGCCCGUCCAAGGCGCACUUCCUCCUGCACCGGACGGCAGACGAGUGUCCCGACAGCGCCCCCGCCUUCCAGAAGCUGACCGACUACACACUCCUGCCCACUGCCUGCACUGAGGCCUCCAAGCUCGGGGGGGCGCUGUCCUCUUUCUGUCUGCUUAUCAAUCGCAAGCCACAGCUUUGAAUAUUCUGCCAGCACUCCCCUCCCCCCCCCCCCCAAAACUACAGUGUCAGAAACAGCUUACUUGCCUACUAUUGAGUACUGUGUGCUCAAUAGUAGGCAAGUAAACUGUUUCCGACACGGCCGUGAUCUUCUAGCCAAUCAGAACGGCCGGUGCAGUUUACAUUCCGAAUAGACUAUGACAUCAUAGUGCCUCGUUCUCUUGACCUGUGUUUCCCAGCCUUUUUCCUGUGAGGUCACACAUUCUGUAAUCAGAGAAUUCCACGGCGCACCGCUGUCCCAUUAACCACUAAAAAGGUCACACAAGGUCACACACACACAGGUUCAGUUGUGGUGAAAUAUGAACCUUAUCCAUGGUGCACCCAGUAAACAAAUGUGCCACACACAAUUGUAAUAUUACAUUACGUACUUGAGCUUACGCCAGCUGUCGCCAAUCAACAUGCAGCAUGAAUGGAAUUAGAAAUUAAAUGCGAGCUUUGCUGGCCAAUGUACUGAAUGGAUACAGGGCAAAGAGUGAUCCAAAUUAAACUGUAAGAGAAAUGCCACCCUUUAGACUAGCUUAGCGCCUUGAAAAUGGAGAGUUGUUGCUUGGCCCUGAGUUUUGGUUUGUUUAAACAAGCUAGCUAACAUUAGGUCAUCUACGGUAACAUGUUGAAAGAUGCUUAUCCCUCCUGUUUCCUGAGAGACGUUCCAAAAAAAAAAAAAAAAAUUCAAGGUUCUCUCCUGUUGCUGCAGUUGACGUGAGCACAAGGUUUUAUCAGUUUCACUGCCUCGCUGCUGAAUCCGUGCAGUAAAACGAUCAGCAUUGUUGUGGAAAAACACCGCACACAGAUGCGGGAGAGAUAGCAGACUAGCGGUGUGACUUCCGUUUGAGUGGAGUGGCAUCUCUCGUUUUGAGUGGAGUGGCAUCUCUCUCUCGUCAUUCUGCUGUCUUUCGUCUCGUUUCAAUCUGAAGCACCUUCCGGAAUAUGAGGGGCUGUGUCCCAGGCCUGUAGCAGGUGGCAGAUCUUCAGUGAAAGGCCCAGUAGACACACUAAAGCCAGGAGAAACACGCACGCUGUCCACCCAGCCCUAACCCUAACCCUUAGUAAUGGAGGAACUGCCCAACCACUACAGCUACAGUUCAGUAGCAGCGCUAACACUACAAGCGUAGGCUCAAUACGGAAGGUAGCUGGUGCUGUAUCGACGGUCGUAAAGAUGUCACAAUGCCCUGGAUGUAGUCGAGUGUGUCUGUUUCUGAAGGGCUGCCAGGGCCUUCUGGGGUUCUGAUAAAUCUACAGACUGCCUGCAGUCCUUUCGCUGGAACCGUGUCUCUCCGUUACCCCUGGCAACCCGGUCCACAGCCCUGUUCUCAGACAGUUUGGCCUGCUGGGGUUUUUAUUGGUGUAAAAUCAGUACUUAUUCAGAUAAAACAGGAGAUUUACACAGAGAAGUCACCUGGUUUCUGUGGCCUGUGCUGCUGAUUUUUACAGUCUAAAAUGGCAAUGUAUCCCACGGCUGCCCAGGACCAGGGUUGCAGACCACGAUGCGAGCAGUUCAGUGUACACCUGCAGCCCAGGGUUGCAGACCACAAUGCGAGCAGUUCAGUGUACACCUGCAGCCCAGACUGAACUCCAGCAGUGCACCCUGGGCUUGACCACUACGGCACUGUGGUCUAGCCGUCAAUCAAAUCCAAACAAUCCAGUUAACUUUUUUCCUAUAUUACUCUGAAGUAGACCACUUUUUUGUAGCAGUGACAUGUAUGCUUUGUAUCGGAUGUAGAGGAAUUUUGGCCCUCCCUAGAAUAAAGUCCAAGACAGUAAAAA
Anguilla anguilla (European eel) is the source of this 2862-nucleotide messenger RNA. RefSeq names its product dimethylarginine dimethylaminohydrolase 2 (gene ddah2). Lineage: Eukaryota; Metazoa; Chordata; Actinopteri; Anguilliformes; Anguillidae. Gene Ontology annotation, biological process: positive regulation of nitric oxide biosynthetic process; arginine metabolic process. The coding region runs from base 191 to 1060 and encodes 289 amino acids. Gene Ontology annotation, molecular function: amino acid binding; dimethylargininase activity. The transcript has 5 exons. The record is from RefSeq and is a predicted model, not a curated record.